This is a messenger RNA of Struthio camelus australis, 4689 nucleotides long. Lineage: Eukaryota; Metazoa; Chordata; Aves; Struthioniformes; Struthionidae. The record is from RefSeq and is a predicted model, not a curated record.
AAUAGAUACGUCUUGCAUGGAAAUAUUCGUCACAGAAAGGUGUAGUCCCUUAAAAAAUGCACGUUGUUCCAGACGUUCUCGCCCCUGCUCUGUAGGACACAAGAAUCUCGCUCCUGCUCUAGAGAACUUAAGUCUGAAACAAGGCCUUAACUAAUAGGUUAUUGAUAAAAUAAAUAUAGGAAAGGAAGAGGCAGGAUAGUGGUAAUCCACUUUCUGUAGUAAAAAUCACAGAAGAGAUUAAAUCUGUUGCAUUUUCCUGUACUCAUUAGAUAUUGCCUUGCUAUCCAAGGCCUUAAAUAUUUUCAUUCAGUUCUUAAAAAAAAAAAAAAAUCACUUUGUACAAGACAUCCUGGGAAACAUAAUCUUACUUCAGCAACAGACAUAGGCAAGUUAGACAAGACUGUUUUACCUUUCAUUCUGUUGGCAAUGGCAAGGAUUUGUCCUAAGCACAGAAGGAAAAUGACUUCUACCUGCUAUGAGCAAGAGUAUGUGUGUCUCAAAAUAGAUCUGUUUUCUCAGCAGCAAAGACUCAAAUAUACAAGUAAACAGACUACUAAAAUAUACAAUCCCUAAAAUAAGUGUGAAAGGCCAGCAGGAAGAGUUUUGCUAGAAUGAAGAAAGCUGUCCAUAUUCCCUCAAGAACACAAAAAGCUUUUGUAUAACUAAAAGCUGUUAAGACUAGGGAAGUACUUCUGUCUUGCUUUCACUAAUCCUACUGUGCGAUGCAGGGUAACCCAAAACAAAUAUCUCGGGGGUGGGGGGGGAAUUCUGAUGCCAGCUCAGUAGCAAAAAUGAGGAGCUUAGGAGGUUCAUUUGUUCCGUGCUCCCUCGGUGGAACAACGCUGGUGCUGGGCGCUUGCGUUGGAUUUAAGCAUUGGUUUCUACUGAUGGUAGUGUGGCCACGCUGCGUUCAUCAACCUACUGUACUUGAGCAGACAUAGCUUCUGCACGGCAGUGCUCCAUAGUUGCUGGCUCUCUUCUCAGCCUCGAGGCCUUGGCCUCACUAGCCUAGUUUUCUUAGCUGUGCAACAUGUGGUUGCACUAAGUCAGGCAAAGUUUUCUCUUUCUCCUUCAGUCUGCUAGAGAAGCUUACCUUAGUUUCAGUUGAUUACUGACAGGAAUCAUAAUUGUGUGACACCAAGUAACACCGCAAAACAUGUAACAAGUUAAUUUUGUGCUGAACGCUUUAGAGUCCGAGCUUGCUAUAAUCCCUCUCAGUUUUCAGGAAAAACUAAUGCAUCUUUGUUUGAACAUUUGUGUAGGUGUGUAUGCUUUGCUCAGUAGGAUAUCACCUUUUUUGUUGUCAUCGCUCAGAGAAAACCAGCCGGCGAUGGAUGGCAUUAGAUUAUGCAGGAAUUUCCAUUGGUAUCCUGGGCUGCUAUGUAUCAGGCGUGUUUUAUGCCUUUUAUUGCAAUAACUACUGGCGUCAGGUAUAUUUAAUCACUGUGCUGGCAAUGAUCUUGGCAGUAUUUUUUGCUCAGAUUCAUCCCAGUUACCUUACGCAACAGUGGCACAGGCUGCGCUCCGUCAUCUUUUGCUCAGUGUCUGGAUAUGGAAUUAUUCCUACAGUCCACUGGGUUUGGCUCAAUGGAGGGAUUGGUGCGUCUAUUGUACAGGAGUUUGCUCCACGUGUGGUUGUCAUGUACUUCAUUGCUGCAGUAGCUUUUCUCUUCUAUAUUUCCAAAGUUCCAGAACGAUACUUCCCAGGACAGUUGAACUACCUCGGAUCUAGUCACCAAGUAUGGCAUAUCCUUGCAGUAGUGAUGUUGUAUUGGUGGCAUCAAUCUACAGUUUAUAUCAUGCAAUACAGACACAGCAAGCCCUGUCCUGAGUAUAGCAUGGAUGUGUGACUGAAGAGGCAUCUCACUGCGAUGAAAUUUCUAAUUAUGAGGAUCUGGACCUCGCCUAAAUGCUGAACUAUGAAGUUAAGCACUGAGGCGGUUCCUCUCCAGCUUCAUGACUGUUUCCCCACUUGCUGGGAUGUACGUUACCAGGAGUUUUGAAGAAAACAACGAUGCCCAGGUCUGAGAUUAAGUUCCUUUAAAAUCAUUUCCUUUUCUGCAGUGAAGUACAGCUCUUCCCAGAGCGGGUGAUGAAAAGGUGGGCCACAUAAGAAAGCGUAUGGAUCACUGUAUUCCUUUCCUGAUGGUAAGCAUGAACAACAGAAGUAAGUGCUCUUGAUGAGCUAACAGACCUUGUACCAGUUCAGCGAUUUGCAGGUUUUGGUUCAAGUGAAAAACGAAGGGAAAAACGAAGCUCCUAACAGCAUUCUUUUAGAACCAUGAUCAACUGUUGGACCUGGUCUUGGCUCUAAAUCACGUUGAUAGUGUGCUGCAUCUUCCAGAGUCAUUGUCUGAGUGAUGUGCUUAUGCUUUAACAUCAGUACAGUAGUGUAUAAAAUGGAAUUCAGUGGAGUCUUGGACUUUUCUAGAAAAGCUUUUUUUCCUUGUUUUUGGAAGAUGACAGCAGAUGUCAUCCACCAUAGCUUGCUUGAUUAUAAAUCUUCAUAACAGCUCCCCCAAUACGGACCGUGCCAUUACUUCAGCAGUUUUUUCAAACACCUAGAUCCCUUAGGUGCCUGUAAAAGUACUAUUCUGAAAUAUUCUGAGGGUAGCAGUGUUCAAGUUCUGUGCGCUCUUACAAUCAGCAGGCAGUUGCAAAGAAAUAUUUUGAAGAGUUUCUUUUUUUCUCUUACAGAUAUAAAUAAUACACCUUAUUUGAGUAGUGAUACUGCUGUGGGUUCAAAUCACUAAACUGGGCCUUCUAUUACAUGGUAUAUUAUGCCGUACUUCCAGCACUUGCUUACUGGAAAAAGACUUAUUGCCAUAAGUUUUUCCACAGUAAAAAAUAAUUGCCUUGGGUUUUAUGAUCUGUAGUUAAACCAUGCUUUGUAAUAGGAACGCUAGGGAGACUUGAAACAUGCAGGUUUUUAGAUAGCUGUGACUCAGCAUGAUUUAGCUCGAUGGCCGCCGGUUUUCCAAACUGGAUUGGAAGUCUUCAGAUUUCUUGAUUAGAAUCAACACUUUUAAGUGGCUUGUGUACAACAGCUGCUUGCAUUUACAGUUCGGUUGAGCAGUGGUAGCAAAUGCUGCUGCAUAGCAUGAUCGAGUGUCAGUCAGCAUUAGUCUGUCAUUUUUCCUCUGCAUGCAUCACGCUGCUGUCCAUUCUUAAGCCAAAACGGUUACGAUCUGGGACCAGAACAGUUUAAAGACGCAACUGGAUCAGCAUGAAUACUGUCAGAAAGCAGGUGAACCUGUUACUGUUUCUGCUACAGCUACAGGCAGAAACGUUCUGUUCUGGCAUUAUCAUAAGAUGGUAUAGCUGACUUCACUAGAAGUCCACAUGGACUCUGCAAUGUGGCCUUUGGAAACGUACAAACAUCUUCUUUCUUACUGUGUGAUAAGCUGACAACAGUCAGCCUAAAACAAACUGAUGGUAGCAUUUUGCGAUUUUGAAACAAGCUGUCUUACGACAUAAGGCCAAGGAAGAGAUGACAUAGCCUAGCUUUGGGCUAGGAAAACCUUAGGCAACAAUACUAAAAGCUGCAUAACACACAAGAAAACCUGUCAGCCUUGUCUCUCCUCUGAUGUUGCCUUUUCCUCUCAGAGGGGAUGUCUUCCCUGAAUGGCUUUUAGCUAACCAAUAGUGACAGCAUCGCACAUUUCUCCCUUCAGUACUUGCCUGCGAGCCCUGCCAGUGCAGCAGGACCAUCACAGCAUCUUUCAGGGGGAAGGGACUGCAGUGGGCCACUAGUCCAGCCUCCUGCUCAGCUGCUCCAGCACCAAGUUCAGCUGGGGUAGCGCGGGGCUCGCUCCAGUCGGACCUUGGAAAACUUCUGAGAAAGGAGACGGCACAGCCUCUUCAGGCCCCGUGGUAGCGAGCCCUUCUCCUCGCACGUAGUCAGUACUGCGCCUGCUUCAGCUUGCACCCACAGACUUAAUCCUCUGGCCAUGCCUCUCCAUGCAGAGCAGGCUGCUAUUAGGUCCUCCUAAGCUGCCCCCACCUCCCUGUCAUGGCUAAAGAGGCCCAGCUCCCUCAGCCUUUUCUUGUAGGGCAUGUGCUCUGGCCCUCUUGGUGGCUGUAUGACCCGAGAGAUGAUGUCGAGAGAAUAGCAAUAGGAACUGAACAGUAAAGCAUGUCAACAUUCAUCUGAGAUGGAAAAUUUAGGGCACUAACUCCUGUACUGGUAGGCUGGCAUUUGUUAAGAGAGGAUAGUGUUAAUGGGAGAUGAAGUUCAUCAGCACAGUGUUUUUCUCAACUCCAAAAACACUUCAUGGCAAGAACUGACUUGGUAUUUAGAAUUUAACUCCCAGGCCUUUGAGCUUUUCCCUGUGAACACUGAACUUUUUUUUUUUUUUUUUUUUUAAACUUGACAGCCAAGCAAGUUUCACGUGCACUAAUGACUACUACUGAAGCCUAACAAGGAACCUGCAAGUAAAAAAGCCUGUUUCCAGUGUUAUGUGAACAACAAUAUUUGAACAAUGUGUGAUUGUGUCUUGAGAGUAUAUUGAUUUUAUAGUUUGCUAGGAUUUUGUGUAAACUCUAACUACUGUAGCAGUUUUCAUUGGAUAAGGAAACUGAUUGACGAGUUGUACAUUUUUAUUACUCUGAUAAAUUUUAUCAAGCUGCAUGACACUGAUUUAUGUAAAUAUUGAACCUGUAAAUAAAUUUCUGUUCAUUGGAUGUGAA